Molecule: messenger RNA, 3224 nt
Organism: Actinia tenebrosa (Australian red waratah sea anemone)
Lineage: Eukaryota; Metazoa; Cnidaria; Anthozoa; Actiniaria; Actiniidae
Product: armadillo repeat-containing protein 3
Molecular function (GO): protein binding
Source: RefSeq, a predicted model, not a curated record
UACAGAAGAAAGUGAUUGGUAUUUCUAUAAGGAAAAUUUAGCUUUUUCCCGCUUCCUUAACCCCUUGUGAGUUUUUGAAAAGACUUAAAACACAGCAAAAGGUCCAAAAUGGGGAAGAAGAAGACGAAAGAGCCUGAAGCUCCUCCAAAAGACGAGUUUGAUGCACUGGAACUUGUAAGCAAAAAGCCUCACACAGUUGUGUUGAUGCUCGACUCUCCCGAAGAAAACAUUCAGCAACUUGCCUGUGAAGCCUUGUAUAAAUUUUCCCAAAAAUGUGAUGAAAACAGACAACUGCUGAUGACACUUGGUGCCCUUGACCCACUCUUACGUCUGAUUGGUUCUGAGGAUAAAGUGGUCAAAAGAAAUGCUGCAAUGUGUCUUGGGACUUUAUCUCAUAAUGUAACUAUUCACAGAGAACUGAGAAAAAUGUCAAGUGUCUCAUCUCUUGUUUCUCUCCUUGGACCUGAAGAGGAUGUUCUUUGUCAUGAAUUUGCAAGCCUAGCUCUUGCUAACAUGUCAGCUGAUUUCUCUAGUAAAAUAGAGAUAUUUGAGCAGGGUGGAUUGGAACCUCUUAUCAAACUCCUUUCAUCACCUGACUGUGAUGUACAGAAAAAUUCUGUUGAAUCCAUUUGUCACCUUGUCCAAGACUACCACAGCAGGUCUGCAAUCAGGGAACUCAAUGGGAUACCUUCAUUGCUUAGCAUGUUAAGUUCAGAGUAUGCCAUCAUACAGCAACUGGCUUUAGAAAGUUUGACACAAAUCACUUUGGAAGCUGAGAAUAGGAGCGCUCUUCGAGAGCUUGAGGGACUUGAAAAACUGGUGGACUUUGUGGGAAAUAAGGAGUUCGAUGAUCUUCACGUCCAUGCCUUACAAGUGCUGACUAACUGCUUACAAGACGUAGAAAGCAUGCAGGUCAUCCAGACGUCUGGAGCCUUACAAAAGUUCCUAGCAUUUGUAGCUGAAUCGCAGAUCCCUGAAGUACAACAACAUGCGGCUAAAGCYAUUGCUCUGGCAGCUAAAAACGUUGAAAACAGGAAAAUCCUUCAUGAACAAGAAUGUGAAAAAACUUUAAUUGCCCUACUGCCUACAGAUAAUCCUGGAAUACAGACAUCCCUUGCCAUGGCCUUGGCUGUCAUGUCAGAAAACCUCAGCAGUAGAGACACCAUUGGUAAACUAGAGGGUAUUCAACCAAUCAUCAACUUGCUUAACAGUGAAUCCCCKGAUGUACGAGAAGCUGGUACUCUUGCUCUGGCCAAUCUCACCACCUCAAACCCACCAAACUGCAGUGAUGUUGUCGAGAAGGGCGGCAUAGAACCUCUGAUCGCGAUGCUCACGGAUCCUAAAUCACUCAUCCAAUCAAAUGCUGCAGUGUGCCUCACUAAYCUGGCUUCUGAUGAGUCCUGGAGAUCUGAAGUUCAGCAGCGGGGUGUUGUCCCUGCUUUGGUACAAGCCCUACAGUCAAACGCUGCUGUUGUACAGAGUAAAGUAGCCGUUACCGUGGCGGCAUUUGUUGGCGAUGCUGAUUCAAGAAAUGAGUUGAGAGCAGAAGGAGGGCUUCCUCGACUUGUUGAGUUACUACAGUCCAAUAAUGAUGAAGUAAGACGAAGUGCAUCCUGGGCAAUAUUACAGUGUGCUAACGACCUGCCUACCGCCACAGAGAUCUGUCAACUUGGUGGUCUUGAUGUUCUAAGAGAAAUUUCCUUGUCUACGACUCGUCAGUCUGGGUUUGCCUCAGUUGCCAUGGAAUGUUUGCUUGACAGUAAUUUACCAGCGAAGUACGCUACUACAGGAUCUCUUAGUCCAAGCAACAUYAUUCAGGACGGAUUUUACGAUGUUGGACCGAUGAAAGUUGGUGCCAAAUUCCUUACCCUCGAAGAACUAUCAAAAGAACCAUUGAACGAACACCGACCGAUACUCCUGAUCAACUCCAAGGAACAACAGAGGGAAGUUUCUUCUCCUAUUCUUGUCGUCAAGGAACCUGAGAAACCAAGUCCUGACAAGCCAGGCUCCAAGGGAAGCAAAUCCAACCUUAAAAGUAAGAGUCGGUUGAUGCGUGAGCGAGAAGAACAGAAAGCAAAAGAGGAAGAAGCUGCUCCACCUGAACCACAAGAACCUCAAGAGGCACCAUCCACCUGGACACCGCCAACAGAUCCUGCCUUCUUUGAAUACAUUGAAGAGAUUAAAUCAACUAUACARCCUUUGCUCAGUUCGCACGAGCAAAUUGUUGCACUUGCGAGGUUUGUCAGUGAUAAGAUGGGUGGUCCAGUAGAGCGUGAUGCACUCUCAUCCUUCAGCUACGAGCUACCGAUCAGUCAAAUCAAAGUUGAACUGGAUUCUAACAUCAUUCCUAUUGGUAGAAUCCAUACAGGGAUAUUCUACCACAGGGCUUUAUUGUUCAAGGCUCUUGCUGAUCGUAUCGCUGUUAGCUGUUCCCUCAUCCGUGGUGAAUACAACAGGGCCUGGAACGAAGUCAUGCUUUGUGAAGACUCCAAGGCUGGUGGUCCGAUCCUUCCUCCCAAGACCUACAUAGUUGAUCUAAUGUACGAACCUGGACGUCUGAUGCUCAGCGGGUCUCCUGAUAGUAUUACAUAUCAACGCCUUUAAAAAUGUAAAGCACAUUUCGAUCUCACUAUUUACACCAGUUUAAGAAUUGUUGUAAAAAAGACCCAUACCCCCUGUCCCCCACCCCCUACCCCCACACCCACCCUUUUUAGGCCAUCCCCGUCCCUAUUAGGCCGCUACGCGGCCGAAGCAAGAGUGCUGUKCGGUCGUUGACAAUUAUUUUUUUGUUAUCCAAAACUGAAAAAGAUUUAACAUUGUAAGUAUGUAUAAUUUCCACUCACUCGGCCGAKCUUGUCCCGUGGAUUUGAUGAAUUAAGGGAUUAAGUUAGUAGCUAGCUAACGGUUUACUAGUUUUUUGACACAUACUUACUUAAAUAGCAAGUCAUAAUCACCCAUAAAGCAUUCGGGUCUUGGUAUCUUUGGUUUGAUCCAAAGAAGAAGAAAACAAAGAAGACUCGGAAAAGGGAGUGUUAUAAAUUGGCGUGUUAGACAUUGUAUUGUAAAUGCGAGAAGCAAAGCACUGUUGGAAGAUGUUUGCUCAUGUACUUUAUGUUACACUUUACUUACUUAUUAUAAAUACAAUAUCUUGUUAUAUAUUUACAUCAGAAACCCGCUUGGCAAAGCUCUCUAUGGAUUUUUAAUUAAAAGAUACAUUUUUGUCG